This is a messenger RNA of Thunnus maccoyii (southern bluefin tuna), 9804 nucleotides long. RefSeq names its product neurexophilin and PC-esterase domain family, member 3 (gene nxpe3). The transcript is spliced from 6 exons. The record is from RefSeq and is a predicted model, not a curated record. Bases 779 to 2512 code for a protein of 577 amino acids. NCBI's taxonomy places the organism in Eukaryota, Metazoa, Chordata, Actinopteri, Scombriformes, Scombridae.
AACUAGAUUUUGACACAGAGUGAAGGUGGAGGACCUGUCAUAGGUGAUAUUAUACUUUGGUGCAAGUUCCUAAUAAAUCUGCGCUUAAUAGAAGUAUGUAGACUCAAACGAUAUGGAGCAAACUCGGGGGUCGGGGCCCCUGGGCAGUUAGUUGACCACUUUCAAGAAGCAGCAGGAGAUGGACCCAAAUGCAGGACGCAGGAGCAGCAGCUCCAGGACAUGCUGGCACAGCCAAACUGAACCAAACUAAACAAAACAAAACUGAACGAUGCACAGAUUAAAGGAUCCAACAAGACUGAACUGAAAACCAGGACUUAAAUACAAACUGAACUGAUGAAACAACAAGAAACAAGUGGCAAAACAGGAGGGCAGACACUGGAAGCAGGGCAGAGCUAACAAGACGGAUGUAGGGCAGAUGUGAAGAGAAGGGUGGAGAGAAAAGUAGGCCACAUGAGGAAGUGACUUGCAUGUAAUAACAUGAAUAGAGAUAAGACUGAGUUGUUCUGAGUUUCAGUUCACUUUUGCACUUUGUCUCUUGGUCACAUUACCAUAAGAAAAUUACUCGUGUAAAAGCAAACUUCAAGGUCUUACUGCCACUCAGUCCAAUUCAACAAACAGGAAAAAAGUCUGAGGGCAUCUGGUGGACUGGUGGAGGGACAUAGAACCAGACUGGGACAGAACCACCCGCCUGGUGCUGAGGGCGAAACGAUGCCAUCGUCACCGUGGUGACAGCGGAGCGUGAAACAGGGAUGAUCAUGGGAGACAGAAGGAGGUCACCAUGUGCCGAAAUCUAUCCAAAUAUGCCCUCAUCUUCCUCUUCUUAGCCCUGUCUGGCCUCAUCUUCCUGCUAUGCAACAUCCACACCGUGGAGAACUGGAACUGCCACACAAUUUCAGCCCUGUACCAGCUCCAGAGCAGGAUCCAAUCAUCCUUCAUCCCGGUGGGUAUCCCUAAUUUUAAUCACAGCCGCACCUUCUGUGCACAUCUGGGCCUGAAACCCUCCCCUGAAGAUGAACUGGAGGAGCGCUACCUGUUGGACUUAAUCGCCUGGCCUGUGCCACCGUCUCACUCCACACCAAUUGCUCUGCGCCGCACGAGUGACCCCGUGCACAGCCUGUUCGCCAUCCUCCCCACUAAAGCAGGACGGGAGUGGCAUGUGGGUGACCAGCUUGAGGUCCUCGUCCAAAUGCAUGACUUCCAGGGUCAACCCAAGCACUACGGCGGGGAUUUCCUUUUGGCUCGACUGCACUCCCCGGAGCUUGGAGCAGGUGUAGCGGGGAUCGUGCUGGACCACAAGAAUGGAUUUUAUUCUGUUCUGUUCCCACUCCUCUGGGUGGGGUCUGCACAGGUUGAGAUCACGAUGGUGCACUCCAGCGAGGCCGUCACUGUGCUGCGACGGCUGAGGGAGGAACGACCUGAUCGGGUGUUUUUCAAGAGCCUGUUUCGCUUAGGCUUCCUUUCUGAAACAACUGUGUGUAACAUGUGCCUGCCCCCCGACCAGCAGCCCCUGUGCAACUACACAGACCUUCACACAGGUGAGCCCUGGUACUGCUACAAGCCGAAGAUGCUCAGCUGUGACACUAGAAUCAACCACGCCAAGGGAGGCUACCUGAAGCACCUCAUCACCAACAAGGAAGCAUUGCUCUUCCAGAGUGGUGUAAACAUCAAAGUUCCCAUACAUGCUUCAGGAACUGACAGGAUCAAUGUGGUGCCUUCAAGGACAGAUAAAGUAGACGCAGAAAGCAGCAGUAUAAAUCCAGAACCUAUUAAGCUAGCACCGUCUGGAUAUUACUACGAGGACUCAUGGAGGCCGUUAGGUGGCGUUACAAUGCGCCAGUUUAACGAAUCAUCUGCCAUCACUCAGUGUUUGAAGAACAAGGUGAUCAACAUGUACGGAGACUCUACCGUCAGGCAGUGGUUUGAGUACCUCAUUGCUUCUGCACCAGAAUUAAAGGAGUUCAACCUACACAGUCCUAAAAACGUUGGGCCUUUCAUGGCGGUGGACAGCACCCAUAAUAUUCUCUUGAUGUACCGCUGCCAUGGCCCUCCCAUCCGCUUCUCCACAGUCAUGUCCAGUGAGCUGCGGUACAUUUCCAAUGAGCUGGACGGCCUGUCUGGGGGCCCCAACACUGUCGUGGUCCUCAGUAUCUGGGCCCACUUCAGCACCUUUCCUGUGGAGGUGUACAUACGACGGCUUCGUCACAUCCGACGGGCGCUGGUGCGACUCAUGGACCGAGCGCCGGGGACACUCGUCGUGAUCCGCUCAGCCAAUCUCCAAGCCGUGGACCAAGAGGUGAGCCUAUACAACAGCGACUGGUACUCCCUGCAGCUCGACAGGGUGCUCAGAGCCAUGUUCAAGGGACUGAAUGUUCUGCAGGUAGAUGCCUGGCAAAUGAGUGUAGCGCACCACCUCCCUCACGCCCUCCACCCACCUCCAGCCAUCGUCAAGAACAUGAUAGACAUGUUUUUGUCUUAUAUUUGUCCAGAGAAGAAAAAGAGACAACAGAAAUAGAAGAGUUGUGACAUACCCUUUAAAUACUGUCUGUACUGAGAGAUUUACCAGACUGCUAGUUUUAAUCUCUGUUUACCUGCCUGUUACAUUGCAUUUUGAAUCCCACAAAAGCUAUUUUGCUCUGGAAAUGCCAAAGACAUUGGCACAGCGAUUGUUACUACCCCAUCUGUUUAUGUUACCAAAGUAUUUGUGUGUGUGGUACUCAGUAUUUUUACUUAAGUCGGCCAUAUUUGCAGUUGGUACUUUUUUUUGUUUGUUUUAUGCUUAUAUUUAUUUGUUAGUUUGCCAAAGGUACGGACUUAUUGUCUGAGUUCUUGUUUCUCAGGCAGAUCAGUAUUAAAAAUGUGCUCUUACACCCUGAGCCAUGUAAAAACAUCAGCUACACAUCAACUACAAUCUAAAUUUGUUGCAGUGUGUAACUCAUAACUCAUAGAACAGACAAAAGGUCAAACAAGUUUUGUUUAUUUAGACAAAACCUGCAACUUUAACUGCUAGCGUCAACCAUAAUUUGAAUUCUUUUUCCUCAAGAAUAUUUUUAUUGAAUUUCGAACAAGGAAGCAAAAUAUACACAGGAAUUUUGUAGAGUGCACAACAGAUAUUUCAAGGUUAAAGAGCACAUGCAUGAUAGAAGAGCACAUCGAGCAAUCUUGUCCCAAUUGCCCCUCACCCCCACUAGCCCCAUCUACAAGCUGGAAUUUAAAAAGGGUAUUUCGUCCCUGGAGUAAUACAGAAAGGUGCUAGAAGUCAGGUUUUAUAUUUAGAAAAGAAAGAAAGAAAAAUAAAUAAAAGUAUGGGGGGUUAGAAAUUAAUAAAUUUGUACAGAUAAUAUUACUGAAAGAAAUCAACAGAGAGAAAAAAGACAAAAAGAGAGUGAGAGAAUAAGUCUUUACUUUUAAGGUUCUUAAAGUAUUUCGGGAAAGGUCUCCACACCUUUUGGAACUUUUGUUUGAGUUACAAACUGAGUAGUGGAUCUUUUCGAGGUUUAGACAGGACAUGUUGUCUAUCAGCCACUGAGCGUGGGUGGGUGGGGCAGCAUCCCUCCAUCUUAGUAAUACUGCACGUCUGGUCAAAGGAGAGGCGAAGGACAGUGUGCGUCAAUUGAUUGGAUUCACGCAUGCAUCAUCCUCUCCAGUGGUGCCAAAAAUGACGACCAGAGGGUUGAGUUCUAGGUCAAAAUUGAGGAUUAGGGAUGAGGUUUGGAAAACAUCCGUCCAGUAUUUUUCCAGGCUAGGUCACGUCCAUAAUAUGUAGAUAAGGGAAGCCUCACCUCACCUACAUUUGUCACAGCAGGGAUUCACAUCUUGGUAAAUACAAGAUAGUUUGGUCACAUGGGCCCUUUGCACAACCUGUAACUGUAACAGACAGUGACAGGCACAUAGGGAUAUUUAAUUAACCCACAGUGAAAGGUUUAAAUCCUGCUCCUAGGCAGUUUCAAUUUUGUCAAGAGGGGCAGGUCUUAUACCUGCUAGCUUGUCAUAGAUAGCGGAUAUUAAACCUUUGUAACAAAGAAACAGCGGUGUUUGUAUCAGGUGUCUCUGGGAAAUUUGUUACCUGAUAGUGGAGAAAAUGUCUGGUUUGCAGAUACUUGAAAUAUGGGUAUUUGGUAGGUUAAACUUUUCAGAAAGUUGUUCAAAUGAUGCAAAACUGAUAUUGAUAAAAAGAUCCUUAAAGCGCUCGAUACCUAUAGGUGCAAGAGCUCCAUCUACAGAUGGAUUUACGUCCAAAAGUGAGUUAUUUUUUCCCUCAUUGUCCGUUUAUGUUGCUGCCAAUGUGAAAAAAUAUUUGACCCUGCCACUGCAUUUCCGCUUUUUCGCUUUGUAUGCGAUUAAACGGCAAGGGAAAGAGGCGCUUCUUGUUCCAGACAUCAAUGCGUGUUCAGGCUUCCCAGGGUUGUAUAUGCAUCGAUUUAUACGUCUAUUUUCUCCAAAAUAAUCAAAGGUCUGGAAAUUUUAUUUAAUGUGCACUUAUUUCUCUGUAGGGAUGGGUACCAAAUAUUACAAACAAUACAAACAUAUAACAAACAUAUUUUCAAUGCCUCUACCGAAUGGCCUGUGUUGAACUUGAAAAAAUAUUAUAAAUAUGCAUACGUACUUAUUCAUUACAUUUACGAAAGAAUCAAAGCAAAAAUUUGUAAAAUAUUCAUUCAGAAUUUCAUUUAUUAAAGAACAAACACUUUUAAAUCAUGGGUUCAGAUUUACAAGUUCCAAAUUGAAAGACGUAACAUAACAUAAAAACAUAACUUUUUAUCCCUCUUCCCAGAGGUGGAAAAAGUGAGCAAUACAUAAAUAGGACACACAAUAUGACAUAAAUGGAAGAUGGAAAAAUCCAGCACUCUUGGGAUUUUCAGAAACGAGGCAAUCUCAAACUUUUUCAAGUUAAGUGCCUCCAAAAUAGAUGCACAAUACACCAGAGACCCAUGUUUGAGAGGAUAUUGUUUGAAAGAAUCCCCUCUAAGAAGAUACAAUCCCUUUAACUUUGUGUCAAUAAAGUGAAAUUAAUCUAUUUGUCCUUUUGCCGGGAACCCCCUGCAGCCCUCUCGAGGACCCCUGCAGUUUUCGGAUCCCAGUUUGUGAACCAUUCUUCUAAACAACUGGAUAACCAAAGUGGAUAAACUUAGGGAUGUCACAAGAAUCAAUACAUAGAUCCCAUAGAUACAUAGAUAUCAAAUCAAUACCAGCAUUUAGAAAAUGAUACUAAUACCAGCGUUUUUAGUUAUCAAUAGUAUCAACACCUCAUCACGCUAUAACUCAGUGUUAUUAUUCUAAUAUAGACGGAGCGUGUUUGUUUAAAUGCUGAAACACUUUCAGUCAUAUUUGCAAACCAGAAUGAGAGCACAGAAUCACAGUUGUAUUUGUUGUUAGAGAAUGAAUUUUCAUACAGUUCCUCUAAUUUGAAAUGACUGUUUUUUGGGCUGCUUUGCUUUCUACUUGAAGGCUACAGGCCAAUAUUUAAUUUGUAACUAUUAUUCUAAUGUAGCCUGUAUGCUUAAAUAAUGAAACACAAAAAGUUUCUGUUCAAUUUUUAAUGUUUAUAUAUAGUUUUUAAAUAAAGGAGUGUGUCCUGAGUGGGGUUUCCAGUAUUAAAUCAGGUACUGAGAGCAGUGGAUCUUCAGUGGUAAAUCUAGUAUGGUGACAUCACUAGUAUAUACCGUAAGUGUCAUACAAUUUACUGAUGACUUAUUUUGAGAAAUUUUCUAUUGCGCUUCUGAUUUGGCUGUGAGAUUUGCUGAUUUUGUGUGCAUCAGAUGUGAUGAAUUUGAGUAAAUGUGAUGGCGUUUUCCGUCCAAAAUGGCGGCAUUGCUACAGCAGUGCCAUCUAGCAGUGGUUGUCAAAAAAGCACCAGAAUUUCACCUCUUGUGCUUCUAUACUCUUUGGUGUAACUGCACCCCUAGGUCUGAGCCUAACUCCACCCACUGCAUAAUUUUGAAAAAUGCUAAAAAGUAGGCAAGGGGCUGAGGGGGGACAGGCGGUGGGCGUUGGACGGAGCAUAACUGUGUGAGGCAGGAGUUCAAGGUCAUUUAAACGAGCCAGAAGUCAGGCCACAAAAACAACAGAAAUCCUCCUCACAUCUCGCCCUGCAGUUCUGUAGCUGCCGUUAGCUUCUUAAGCUGAAAGUAUAUAGUAUAUAUUUGAAAAUGAGCGCGGGGCUGGGGGAGGUGGGCGUUAUCAUUCUACCAUUAAUAUACAUUUCAUGACGUAGAGAACUAUGAAACGGUCGACUCUACGUCAGCAUUGGCCCCGCCUUUUCAGGGCUGAUUUUAAUUAGCAGAUGACACGUUGAGCCAUUUUCAACCCAUGAAAUGCAGAUUUUGUUUUUCAUAAAUGUGGUGUCAGUGUCAAUAUUAACACAGCAUUGAUGUGUUUCAUCACAGCACAGUCAUAUAAUUUAGUUUACAGCUCAAAAAACACGUUUUAGUGUGUAUUACCUCUAUUACGGUCUAAAAAACCGUAGUCUGUCCACAGUGUCUCAUCCACCGCCGCUUUGUGUUACACAAGCAUAGAGCACUAGCACGGCUAAUAGCAAAUUGUUACUACUGUUGCUGCUCUAGAAACAGCAUUUAUUUAUAUUUAAAAUAAGAAUAAAUUCUAAUGCUGUUCUGAAUUUAUUCUUUUUUUAAAAUAAUAUACUUUUUAAAAAGCAAUUAUUUAGUUAUGAAAAAGAACCGAUAAGAGUCUCAAUAGAGAACCAAACCAAUAAGGAGCAUCGAUAAGAGUAGGGAUUGUCAGUGUGCAGUCAGAACCAAAUUGCACCAUUUAAAAAGAAAAAGAAAAAAGUGGGUGAGUGGGGCCCACAAAAAACACUUGGUCAGAUCUAGGCACAAAAACCACUUGGCUAGGUUUAGGCACAAAAACCACUUGAUCAGGUUUAGGCACAAAAAACACUUGGCUAGGUUUAGGGAAAAUUUGUGGUUUAUAUAUAUAGAUGUCAUCGGUCUCAUGUUGUCGAAUAAUGGUGCGGAAGGAUUUACAUUGGAGUACAGACGCUAAAGAGUGCCUUGUGCAUUGGUGUCAGACGCUGAGGGGUGUGACGAAGCGUCGGUAUUUGGGAAUGAGAACAGGCUGGAUCAAAACAUAAGACAGCGUAUAUUAGCCGCCCAGUAAUAAAAGCAGAAAUUAGGCAGUGCCAUGCCAUGUCUUGCUUUUUGAUUUUUGAAGAUGGACUUAAUUUAGUUGACGACACUUGCCCUUCCAUAUGUAGGACGAGAUAACUGAGUCUAGUGAGUCAAAAAAGGAUUUAGGAAUGAAGGUUAGUUUAGAUUGAAAAAGAUAUAAAAAUGUAGAGAGAAUAUACAUUUUGACGGAGUUAAUUUGGCCCACCAGGGAUGUAGAUAGGGGUGACCACUGCGUUAGGCACUAUUUCACAUGAUUUAACAGAGUAAAGAAAUUUUCUCUAAAAAGACACUUAGGUUUUCUUAUGACUGUAAUACCGAGGUAAGUAAAUUGAUUUUUCACAAUCUUAAAAGGGAGCUUAGUAUACUCUGACGUUAGUGCCUCUCCAUUCACAAGGAGAAGUUCACUUUUGUGUAAAUUUAGUUUGUAUCCUGAGAAGUGGCUGAAUUGGAUGAGCAAUGGCAGCAUGGGGGGUAGGGAGGUGUCCAAGCUUGAUAUGAAAAGCACAAGAUCGUCCGCAUAGAGGGACACUUAUGUUCAACUCCCUUCCUCCAAAUUCCUGAAAUAUCUUGGUGACUAUGGCACACAAUUGCGUAGUGGUUCUAUGGCCAGAUCAAAAAGUAGUGGGCUUAAGGGGCACCUUUGACGAGUUCCCUGUUGGAGGUUGAGAGGUUGUGACUGUUGAGAGUUGGUUAGGAUUGAAGCAGUAGGGCACAAAUGUAUAAUUUUAUCUACAUGAUAAAACAUGCACAGGUUUUGCUGACUGCUCCAACCUUCCAGUUCGAUGAAUUUAGUCGUUAGCUUGAAAUUGUUUUCACGCAGGCUGGAGCAAACAUUUCUAGCUCAUUGACAUGCUGUGUUAGAUCAUCCAAAGCGAACUCAAGAGAUGAUGAUGAUCACCAUCUGUCUCCAAAAUGUUUGUAUGCAUGGGGCAGAGUUUACAUGUGCACAUUCUCCUGCCAAAUUUGUUUUUAUAGAGCGCAACUUUUGUGUGGGAAGUGGAAGUGGCCUCUUUCAGGCUCUCCAAAUUUCACACGGUUUUGGCAAAUCUAUUCAGAUCAUGUGAAAUUUUGGCAGUGGUGUGUGUUGAUCUGAGGCCUGGCCUUUGCAUUCAUUUCUAAGAAUAACCCUUUUGUGUUAAUAGUUACAUUGGUCUUUCUAUAUUCAAUUGUAAUCCUAGGUGUUUUAUAUGGACAUUUGAGGGUUAAUUUAACAUGAUCACAUACUGUAUGUUGUCCCAUUUUCAUCAGUCAGUCAGUGAAGAUUUGAGAAGAGAGCGAUGGUUGUUUUUUGAGAAAUGAGGUCUGUGUGAUAUGAAGAUAUAAUGUGCCUAUUUUUGCCUACUUCUGUCUGACCCUGAUAAGGAUUAGAGCCAGACGAUUCAGAGAUCCCGUCCUCAUUUGUAAGAGCUGAGUUGCUGUCAUUUUUGACAGCAUCUGCUAUUGUCAAGUGUGUGCUUUCCUAAAAGGUUUAAAGUUCAAGACUAUUUGUAAGCCAUUGUCAUGCUCUAAUUCAAGCAGGAAAACAUGGUUUGAGCUGGAGCUUGGUGAUAUAUCCACAUACAAUUGUAUCAGCAUAUGGGGUUAAAUACUGUCAGGUUUUAAUUUAAGUGACGCUUUGUUUAUGACAGUUCUUCUGAUCUCGAAGCCUGUGGUGCAGUUUGACCAAACUGUUACGAUAGUGACAUGAAGAGUAACUGAUCAGUCUCAGUCACUUUUUCUCAUGUGUGUAGAAUAUAAUGCAUUUUCAUUUUUCUUUUAUUUAAUCAAGUGAAAGAACCAUUGAGAUUUAAAUUUGUUUCAACUGUUACAAGGUGUGUCUUCAUGUAGAAGGAAGGUUUUCAAACUAUCACCGAAGAGUGUAUUAACUCUACAUGAGUCAGGCUACACUGACCAAAAUAAAAAGAAGCUCGUACCUAAAAAAGAUGGAAUUCAUUCAUUUUUUGUUUAUCUUUAUAUAUAAAUCAUAUCCUUGCUGAAGAUAUUUUAAAUGUAUUGUCAAUUUAUUAUUUAGGUAAUGGAUAAAUAAGUUGUAUCAUUGCCAUAUUGAUUUUUGUUCAUAUUGCACACCUCUGUAGUUUGAGCAAAAGAAAGGUACAGAAAUGUUGAUGUGGGGAAGACGACAGUCAUCAUAUUGCACAGGAACUGCUGCUCAGUGGCUGCAGCUCUAAAUCAGGAUAUAAUAUCUGUUAUGAUGGCAUCACAUUGCUGAGUCAGCCCUGUGUUGCAAAUCAUAUGGAAAUAUUUUGUUUACUAGCAUCUGUUGGGAGCUUGGAUGGGUGUUAAGACAUUUACUUUGCUGCUAAUGCAGAGGAAACCAUUUGUUGGUCUUCAAACCACUGAUUAGAUAUCAAAAAGCACAAUGACUUCAUUUAUGUGUGUGCUUUCUCUGGAGGUACAGAAAAAUGUGAUAUUUAUGUCUUUAAAAGUUUUGAUUCAUAAUGUGAGGUAUAGAACAGAUUUGAUUGUGGUCAUUGCUUCAUAUUGUGAAUAUAUUGUAAUAUUCAUUUUUAACAGAACAAAUUCUUACAAUGCACAUGUGUAGUGAGUGGGCCUGCACCAUCCGCUACCUUUACUUUUGUUACAGUGGCAGUUGCUGAUGUUACACUUGUCAAAAUGGCAUGAAUAUUUAGCAAAUGAAACACCACAACGAUUAUUUCAAUAAACUUUUGAUUAAUGAAAA